ACGAGCCUCCGUUGCUUCCCAACGCUCCUCUGUUUUCCUCUGCCUCUCAUGGAGGCCUCCAUGCUCAAGCCCUCGGUGCUGCUCCCUCCGGCGAGGGGAGGUCCGUCCACGACGCGGGGGCGGGGGCGGGGCUGCGUCGUCGCCGGCGCUGGCGCCGGCGGCCGCGGCAGCAAGAACCUCGAGACACGGCGGCCGGAAGGGAGCGAGCCGGCCAGAGGAGCCCACGGCCAUGUCCUACCCCUGGCGGCGGCAACGGCGGCGGCGGCCGUGAGCAGCAGCGCCGCCGCCAUGCCGUGCCACGCCGCGACCGCCCCGGCGGCGCACGGGCCAUCGCUGUCCUACUACUACAGGGCGGCGGCGGUGCUGGGGGAGCUGGACCCGGCGACGGCGAAGGUGGUGAUCGGGGUGGCGGGGCCGGCGCUGUCGGCGGUGGGGUUCCUGUUCGUGGCGCGGAUCGUCAUGUCGUGGUACCCGAGGCUGCCGGUCACCAAGUUCCCCUACGUGGUGGCCUACGCGCCGACGGAGCCCAUCCUCGCCGCCACCCGCCGGGUGAUCCCGCCGCUGGGCGGCGUCGACGUCACGCCGGUGGUCUGGUUCGGCCUCGUCAGCUUCCUCAGCGAGAUCCUCGUCGGGCCCCAGGGCCUCCUCGUCCUCCUCUCCCAGCAAGUCUCCCCCUCUUAGCUUAGUCAUCAUCUUUUAUACUCUCUUGUCAGUGUAAUAUAUGAGCUUAUUAUGGGUGUGGACGAAUUUUCGACAUUCGAAAUUUUGCCGAAAUUUAUCAAAAACAGUCUUUUCAACUCC
Messenger RNA from Aegilops tauschii subsp. strangulata, 801 nucleotides. RefSeq lists its product as uncharacterized. Gene Ontology annotation, cellular component: chloroplast thylakoid membrane. The record is from RefSeq and is a predicted model, not a curated record. NCBI's taxonomy places the organism in Eukaryota, Viridiplantae, Streptophyta, Magnoliopsida, Poales, Poaceae.